AUGACACUGGCUCUGAUGAUUGUGCUUUGCAGAAUAGUUUUCCCUACUUGCUUAGUAGAUUUAUCUCUGCUCUUUGGAAAGGAAAAGUCUACUCUCAGUGUCAUCUUCAAUGAAAUGAUAGAGAAGAUUUAUAUUAAGUUUUAUUCAGUCUUGAAGUUUGACUACUGUCAAUUCCGGGAAUCAAACCUGUUGCGCUUCAGCCAAGCCAUUAGAGAAAGAUCACCGGCAAUGCACUGUGUUGGGUUUAUUGAUGGAACCUUCAACAAGAUAGCAAGGCUCAUUGUUGAUCAAGAGGGGGCAUACAAUAGCCAUUACCAAGGACAUGGUUUGAAGUACCAAACAGUGGUAAUACCUGAUGGUAUUACUUCGUCUAUUAUGAGGCUAGACAGUAGUAGAAAUCAUGACAUGUGCAUGUACUGCAAAAGUCAAUUAGAUGUCAUGAUGUGCAUAGCAUUUGACUUUACAAGCAUAAAUGGUCCAUGCUAUUACUUGUAUGGUGAUCCAGCAUAUACCACGUCAGACCAUAUGAUGAUCCCUUUCAGAAGACAAACGGCUGAUGAGCAAGAACUUGCUAUCAACAAAAGUAUGUCUGCUGUGCAAAUUUCUAUAGAGCACAAGUUUGCUGAAUAA
Messenger RNA from Phycomyces blakesleeanus NRRL 1555(-), 630 nucleotides. RefSeq lists its product as hypothetical. The transcript is spliced from 4 exons. The coding region runs from base 1 to 630 and encodes 209 amino acids. The record is from RefSeq and is a predicted model, not a curated record. NCBI's taxonomy places the organism in Eukaryota, Fungi, Mucoromycota, Mucoromycetes, Mucorales, Phycomycetaceae.